Messenger RNA from Nymphaea colorata (pocket water lily), 1381 nucleotides. RefSeq names its product leucoanthocyanidin dioxygenase-like. The transcript is spliced from 2 exons. The coding region runs from base 112 to 1188 and encodes 358 amino acids. The record is from RefSeq and is a predicted model, not a curated record. Lineage: Eukaryota; Viridiplantae; Streptophyta; Magnoliopsida; Nymphaeales; Nymphaeaceae.
CCAUCAUGGGCUACAGCAUCGAAGCCUGUCAAGUUGUCUUUCGAGCAAUUGAGUUGAGCAGCUCAGUGAUAGCUUGGUCUGUGGCUGUGAUUCUUGCGAUAGCUAUUAACCAUGGCAGCUGUGGCGAAGUCCGCAAGAGUCGAGAGCCUGGCCGGCAGCGGCCUGGUGGCCAUUCCUUCGGAGUACAUUCGGCCGGAGAGCGAGAGACUGAACAUCGUUGACAUCUUCAAGGAUGAGAAGAACGAGGAAGGGCCUCAGAUCCCAAUCGUGGAUUUCAGAGGCCUGGAAUCGGAGGACAAAAGCGAGCGGGAGCGCGUCUAUGAGGAGGUGAAGAGGGCUGCCAUGGAGUGGGGGGUGAUGCAGGUCAUGAACCAUGGGAUAGACGCUGGGGUCAUUGAAGAGCUCAAGGUGGCCGGCGAGUCCUUCUUUGCACUGCCCAUCGAGGAGAAGGAGCGGUAUGCCAAUGACCAGGCAUCCGGCAAGAUUGAUGGCUAUGGCAGCAAGCUUGCCAACAAUGCCAGUGGCCAGCGCGAGUGGGAGGACUACUUCUUCCACCUCCUCUACCCAGAAGAAAAGAGAAACAUGUCCGUUUGGCCACGGACCCCCUCAAACUACAUCGCUGUCACGGAGGAGUACGGGAAGCAAUUGCGGAAGGUGGUGACCAAGAUCCUGAACAUUUUGUCCCUCGGGCUCGGCGUGGAAGAAAGCAGGCUGGAGAAGGAACUGGGAGGCAUGGACGACCUGCUGAUGCAGCUGAAGAUCAAUUACUACCCCAAGUGCCCCCAGCCUGAGCUUGCUUUAGGAGUAGAGGCUCACACAGACAUCAGCGCCCUGACUCUGCUGCUCCACAACAUGGUGCCGGGACUGCAGAUCUUUCAUGAAGACAAGUGGGUGACGGCAAAAUGCAUUCCGGGGGCCUUGAUAAUCCAUGUGGGCGACUCUCUGGAGAUCCUCAGCAAUAGCAGGUACAGAAGUGGACUGCACAGAGGGCUGGUGAACAAGGAGAAGGUGAGGAUCUCUUGGGCUGUGUUCUGCGAGCCACCAAAGAAUCAGCUCCUGCAGCCACUCACUGAGCUCGUUUCCGAGGCCGAGCCGGCGACGUUCUCGCCGCGAACUUUUGCGCAGCAUGUCGAGCAGAAGCUUUUCAGGAAGAACCAAGAAGCAGCUGCCGCAAAGGAACAGAAAUAGAUCAGAUCAGUACUGAUGCCUUUGGUUUCGCCUCCGGUUGUGGUUUAGAAGGAUCGAUCCACUCUGAACCUUCUCUGCUUUCGAUGUUUGGGAAAUAAUAGGGCGCUUUUGUCUUUGCUUCAGUCUGAUGUAGUUGAAUUGAUGCUUUUGCGUCAUGUGUCGUUCAAUAAUCACAGGUUCAUAGUUAUUGGCA